Molecule: messenger RNA, 629 nt
Organism: Cladocopium goreaui
Lineage: Eukaryota; Dinophyceae; Suessiales; Symbiodiniaceae
Source: the annotation of a GenBank genome assembly
GUGACCUCUCCGCAUUCUUCCCAAAGCAAGUUGGCCCUCCUUCACAAUAUGCCAAAGCCAUCCAACAUUGGAUGCACCUGAUCCUUGUGCUGCAGGUGGCUGCGUGCGUUCUGCGCGCAGUGGUCCUACUCGACCUCCUUGGAUGUGUAUGGAUGGUGUUGCUGUGUGGGAUGGGGUACUAUGCUUGGUACCAUGAGAUGAACAUCACAUACAUAUCGAUUUGGGGAGCUGGCUGUGCUCUUGGCACAUUGCUGGACAUUUUGGCAUUCGUCAUCCCAGUAGCUACAGGCCUCCUCAAACUUGAAUUGCUCGCAACGAUUGUUCGUAUUGGAACACCUUGCGCUGAAUUGCUCGGAGCAUUGUUUGCUUGGCAUCUAUACAGAGACUAUCAGAGGCUUCAUGGCGGAGAAACCUUUGGCUUUGACCCCUUGGGGAGGACCUUUGAUGGCUUCGACCCAGAAACUAAUCCGAUCCUCAAGGGCUUCACUGCGGCAGGCUCUUCUGCAGAGAAGAAGUACAAGGAGGGCUACGGGAGCUCAAAUCCAUUUCAGACCAUCGUUUCCGCUCCCAAUCCAUUCCAGACAGCACCUGAGCAGUCACCCCGGAAGCAGAAUGCUGGAUGCUGCUGA